Molecule: messenger RNA, 7300 nt
Organism: Melitaea cinxia (Glanville fritillary)
Lineage: Eukaryota; Metazoa; Arthropoda; Insecta; Lepidoptera; Nymphalidae
Product: fatty acid synthase-like
Exons: 49
Coding region: 19-7227 (2402 amino acids)
Biological process (GO): fatty acid biosynthetic process
Molecular function (GO): fatty acid synthase activity; oxidoreductase activity
Source: RefSeq, a predicted model, not a curated record
AAGGUUGUAAUUUCUGGUAUGGCGGGGCUGUACCCGGAGUCCCACAGCGUUAAAGAACUCUCAGAUAUACUAUACAACAAGAUAAAUCCAGUAAAUGCCGAAAAUCCUCGUUGGACAUAUGAUCAUCCUGAAGUUGCUCAAUACACUGGUAAAGUGCCAGAACUUAGCUUGUUUGACGCCCAAUUCUUUAAAGUGCAUUACCGCCUAGGUAACAACAUGGAUCCUAUGGCAAGGAAAAUCUUGGAACAAGCGUAUCAAGCUAUAUAUGACGCAGGUAUUAGUCCGACAGAACUCAAUGGAAAGAAAAUUGGUGUUUAUAUCGGCAGUUGUUUCUCUGAAACGGAGAAGGCUUGUUUCUAUGUAGCUAGUACUAGGACCGGUUUUGGUAUUGCUGGAUGCAGUAAAACUAUGUUUGCGAACCGUAUAUCGUAUUGGUUGAACGCCAAAGGUCCAUCUAUGGCUAUAGACGCGGCCUGCAAUAGUUCCACGGGGGCACUCGAGCUGGCGUACCAGGCUAUCACACGCGGUGAAUGCGAAGCAGCUAUUGUAGGAGGAGCUAGUUUGUGUUUACAUCCCCAAUCUUCUGUUCACUACGGAAGAAUCAUGAAAUUGAGUAUGGACGGUAAAACUAAAUCUUUCGACAAUGAUCCUGCAGGUUGCGCUAAAUCUGAAGCUAUCAAUGUCCUUUUCUUGCAAAAAGCUAAGGAUGCUCGUAGAAUUUACGCUGAGGUAGUUCAUGUUAAAUCAGAAUUUAGAUCGAUACUGCAAGGCGAAAAAGGCCCGAGGUAUGGUUUCUACAGAAACCCCUCAGAUGUGGCUAGCUUCAUAAAGAACUUCUAUGAAGAAGCGAAGAUUAAGCCAGACGUUGUAGAAUACGUCGAGGCGUUUGGUUCAGCUGUCGCUGAAGCUGACAAAGCAGAAUUAGAAGCAAUCGAAGACGUAUACUGUAAAAACAGAACUGACCCGCUUCUGAUUGGAAGCGUUAUGUCCAAUAUCGGAUACGGAGAAGCUUCAUCGGGAAUAUCGGCUAUUACUAAGGUUCUUCUUGCGUACCAUACUGGCAAGAUAGCCGCUAAUCUGCAUUGUGAAGUGCCGCGACAGGAUGUGGCAGCUCUGCGCGAGGGACGCAUGCGCGUUGUGACUGACCAUCAGGAGUUCGGACGAAACUAUACCGCCGUUAAUGGAAUGUCUGUAUCUGGUGUCAACUCACAUGUUUUGCUGAACGGUCACUACAAGCCCAAGGAUCCUUCACGCUACAAGUCAAGCAUACCGCAGCUGGUCACAAUAUCGGGAAGACAAGAGUCGUCUGUAAAGAAAAUAUUUGAAAAUUUAAAAACUCGUCCCAUCGAUCCCGAAGAACUGGCUCUGUUCAGAAAUAUACACAAAACGAGCAUUUUUGGCCACAUGGGAAGAGGAUAUACGGUACUUGAUACAAACGAGAAAAAUGAAACAAUUAGUCUAUCCGAGAAAGCUGACUACUACGAUGACGUCAAACGUCCUCUAUGGUUCGUGUACAGCGGUAUGGGAUCGCAGUGGGCGGGUAUGGGUGCGCAGCUCAUGAGAAUACCGAUCUUUGCUGCUUCUAUUGAACGUUGUCGUCGAGUUCUGGAACCUAAAGGAAUCGAUAUAGUCCACAUUAUAACGUCGCCCGAUAAAACUAUAUUUGACAACAUUCUCAACUCGUUCGUUGGAAUCGCCGCAGUUCAGAUUGGUCUUACCGAUAUUCUCAGUGAAAUGGGAAUCUUCCCUGACAACAUUAUUGGUCACAGUGUCGGUGAAUUGGGGUGUGCAUAUGCAGAUGGUUGCUUCACAGCUGAAGAGAUGAUACUAUCUGCAUAUAGUCGAGGAUUGGUUUCCCUGCAAACUCCUUUCAUAAAAGGAUCAAUGGCAGCUGUGGGGGUUGGCUUCCAACAGAUAUCUAAGCUGUGUCCACCGGAGAUCGAAGUAGCGUGCCACAAUGGCCCCGAUUCGUGUACGAUCUCCGGACCAGCCGACAUUAUGAAAGAGUUCGUCGCCGACUUGACGUCGAAGCAGAUUUUCGCAAAGGAAGUGCCGUGCUCAAACAUUGCGUAUCACUCGCGUUAUAUUGCUGAAGCAGGUCCAGGUCUUCUGAAGUAUCUAACAGACGUGAUUAAAUCUCCAAAGCCCAGAAGCGAACGCUGGUUGUCGACAUCUGUUCCACAAGAAAGGUGGGGUGAGCCGUUGGCUAAGUAUUCCUCAGCAGAAUACCACACCAAUAACUUGCUGAACCCAGUCCUGUUUGAGGAGACUUCAGCUUUGAUUCCACCCAACGCUGUGUUAGUAGAAAUUGCUCCACACGGUCUUCUACAGGCGAUCCUUAAGCGAUCGCUGCCAGAAUCCUGCAAACACAUUCCACUCACGAGACGUGGACACCCAGACAAUGCAACAUUUUUCCUUGAAGCUAUUGGAAAACUGUAUAUGGAAGGAUAUAAUCCAAAAGUUGAAGCAAUUUAUCCUAAAAUCGAAUACCCUGUUUCAACUGGAACACCAAUGCUGUCUCACUUGGUAGAAUGGGCUCAUAAUGAACGAUGGAAUUUACCGCUUUACGUAUCUGCACAUAGAAAAACAGCAGCCGCUAGUAAAUUUAUAACAUCUACUCAGGACGAUAGCAGCGCCUAUUUGAAAGGACAUGUUAUAAGAGGUAAGAACAUAUAUCCGUUUGCGGCGGUAUUAGUGGCGGUGUGGGACACUUUAGCGAUGUCGUUGGGAGCCGAGAAGAAAACGAUAUCAGUGGUAUUCAAGGAAGUGCAACAACAUUCCCAACUAGUUCUUUACGACCAACGGCAGGUCACACUGAACGUGACUCUUCUUAGAGGCACCGGAAGAUUCGAAGUUUUGAGUAACAAAAUAAAAGUAGCAACGGGUUACAUAAAUGCAAAUAUAGAAAAUGAGGAGAAAAUGAUACACGCUACCAACGAAUCUGACGGAAGUAUGAUUUUAGAUUCAAAAGAUAUUUAUAAUCUUCUCAAUUCAAGAGAUUAUAAUUAUUCAGGCGAUUUCCGUUGUAUUUAUAACGCAAACCAAACUUUGGACGAAGCUAACAUUCUGUGGAAAAAUAACUGGGUUACUUUUAUCGACGGCUUGAUUCAACUAAACGUGCUCAGACGAAACUACGAAUCUGUUUCCCAACUGCACACGGUAAAAAAAAUUGUUAUCGAUCUCGACAAUCACUUAGAUCAUAUGAAAAUAUUAAAUGAUGGAACAACAGUCAUGAACGCAAUAGUUAGUGUAAAUCGCGAUAGAGUCAGUUGCGGAGGAGUUGACAUGUUUACUUUGAGAUUCUAUGAUCUACCAUCGGUAAACAGUAAUGUCGCACUUAAAACUGUGCAAUUUGUCCCUCAUUUAACUAAAGAUAAACUUGAUAAAACAUCCGCGCUCUACGUCAUUUUACAAGUAGUUGCUGAGAAUUUAAAAAAACAGGAAAUAAGUGUUGCCGAAAUCGUUGAUAAUAAAACUGAUAAAGCCAAAUAUUAUGAAUCAAAGAUGAAUAUCAAUGAUAUUCCCGGAAUACUUAUACAAUACUCAACUGUGUGCAGAGACGAAAUCUUAAAACAACGUGACUUUUUGAAAGAUGUCGAUGUGGUUUUGGUGAACAAUUUAUCAAAUAAUGAAAAUCUAGCGCAAGCUUUGCUUCAAGUAAGAAAGCGUAACUCUUUCUUAAUUAACAACGAGAACACUAAAGAAACUGCAAAAAGUCCGUCGUUUAUGUUGUACCGCACGGUAUGCGCUCACACAACAGGAUCAUUAUGUAUUGAACUGGCGUUGUGGCAUCCAACUAAAGUCCAGGGAAUUUGGAGUGGAGAAUAUUAUCUACCUGUAAUUGAAAGUCCAAUUAAAGGACGUGAAAUGUCUCUUGAAAUUAAGAAACCUGGUGAACUUGACACUUUGUACUGGGCGGAGGCAUCAGAACCAAGUAAUAGUGGCGUAAAAGUGAAGGUUCAUUACGCUGGAAUAAAUGACAUAGAGGUCAAGAAAAAGAGUGGUUUUAUGGCUUCAGAUGAGAACAAUGAAAAUACCCUCCUCGACUUCAGUGGAACUACUGAGAACGGAGAUCGGGUUAUGGGCAUUGUUUAUGACAAAUCAAUCAAAACAACCGUAAGAGCAAGCCCUGAUCUAUUGUGGCCAGUGCCUGAUCACUGGAGCCUUGAGGACGCUGCUACAGUACCCUUGGCGUAUUGUUUGGCAUUCUACUGUUUGGAAAUAAAGAGCACUUUUCUGAAAGGCGCAAAUAUACUCGUUCACGGUGGAGCCGGUGCCCUCGGUCAAGCAGUUAUAUCUAUCGCACUGGCACACGGUUGUCAAAUCUUCACAACGGUCAGCGACAUCAAGAAAAAACAAUUCUUGCUAAGAUUGUUCCCGGAUUUGAAAGAGGAAUACAUUGGAAACUCACGUGAUAUAACUUUUGCUGAUACUGUCCUAAGUGCCACUAAAGGUCGCGGUGUCAAUUUAACAAUAUGCUGUGUUCGAGGAGAAAUAAAAAACGCUACCCUCAGAUGUUGCAAUGUAUCCUCAAUUGUAAUUGAUACGACUGUUUUAUUAAAUCGCGAGGAAUACAACUUUGGAAUGAAGUACUUACUUCAAUCAAUAUCCUACACAUCUAUUGAUAUGAAUUCAAUUCUGGAGCAUCAUAAAAAGGGUGAAUUGAAAAAAUUGCAGGCCAUGUUGAGCGAAGGCAUAGCUCGCGGGUACGUGCGACCGCUGUCGCGCGUGACGUACAGCGCGCCGCUCGCGCCGCGCGCCUACCGCCUGCAGGCCGCCAGCCGGCACCGCGGCCGCGUGCUGCUCGACCUGCGGGGAGAGCCCGCCGCCGUGCACCCGCACCGGCACCGCGGCCGCGUGCUGCUCGACCUGCGGGGAGAGCCCGCCGCCGUGCACCCGCACCGGCACCGCGGCCGCGUGCUGCUCGACCUGCGGGGAGAGCCCGCCGCCGUGCACCCGCACCGGCACCGCGGCCGCGUGCUGCUCGACCUGCGGGGAGAGCCCGCCGCCGUGCACCCGCACCGGCACCGCGGCCGCGUGCUGCUCGACCUGCGGGGAGAGCCCGCCGCCGUGCACCCGCACCGGCACCGCGGCCGCGUGCUGCUCGACCUGCGGGGAGAGCCCGCCGCCGUGCACCCGCACCGGCACCGCGGCCGCGUGCUGCUCGACCUGCGGGGAGAGCCCGCCGCCGUGCACCCGCACCGGCACCGCGGCCGCGUGCUGCUCGACCUGCGGGGAGAGCCCGCCGCCGUGCACCCGCACCGGCACCGCGGCCGCGUGCUGCUCGACCUGCGAGGAGAGCCCGCCGCCGUGCACCCGCACCGGCACCGCGGCCGCGUGCUGCUCGACCUGCGGGGAGAGCCCGCCGCCGUGCACCCGCACCGGCACCGCGGCCGCGUGCUGCUCGACCUGCGGGGAGAGCCCGCCGCCGUGCACCCGCAAGUAAACUGCUCACCCGAUCUUCACCAAUUACUAUUCUUAGAGAACGAUGUAGUAGGAACCCAUCUGGCUGACAGAUUGAUAAAACGUGGAGCCAAGAAACUGAUUAUAGUUAGUUCCAAUCCAUCGGACUACCUUUCAUUUAACUUGAGCAAGUGGAAAACCCAAGGAAUAAAUGUCGAAUUUUUGAACAAGAACGUUUUAAAGGGAUCUCUUUCAACUAUUGUUGAGAAAAAUAAGUCUAUGAAUGGCAUUGAAGGUAUAUUUUACGUAGUUUCGCCGGAAGUGCAAGCUGCUAGUGCUACGAAGAAUUUGGAACAAUUAGUAUUGACGUCGCACAUGUCACAAUCAUCAUUAAAAUACUUCGCAAUAGUAAAUACUGGAAAUGAGGAUUGGAUAAAUGUGAUUGGGAAAAACUUGCAAGAAAACGUAACUUCGAUCAAGUUACCCAAUUUGAAAUUGAAUUCUGUUAAAGAAACUAAAGGAGCUAUUUCAGUACUCGAUGCAAUUGAUGCUAUUGAACAAGCGUUGUGUUCCAAAGAGCGUUUUGUAGUCGUACACUCGGUGGAACAGGUUACUCGUCCAUCUUUAGUAGAUGAAGUAGCUUCACUCGUAGGAAUACAAAUCACAAAGGAUACACCACGGGACGCUACGUUGAGAGAUUUAGGCGUCGAUGGCACUAAACUUGAAGUCUUACGAGUUCACUUGCGAGAUGUCUGGCUGACAUUGCUCAGUGAAGAGGAAAUAGAACUGGUGACUAUUUCAAACAUCAUCGAUUUAGGAGAAAGCUUGUCAGAAAAGGUCUUCACAGAGCCCAAAGGCUUGGAGACAUUUAUUUCCUACAUCGAUUGUGAUGAGCUUCUAGCUACGACUGAGAUGGUCUUUUUACCGACACUCACAAGCAAUUCUAAUAAGCGCGACGACGAAUUCGACGUAAACCAAACGUACCUGUGCGUGGUCCCGGGCGCGGACGGGCACCACGCGCGCUUCCGCACGCUGUGCGAGCGCUCCAAGCUGCCCGCACUCGUCAUGCAGCCCGGCCUGGACGACCCGCACGAGACCAUACAGGACAUAGCUGACCGAUUCGCAAAGACCCUCCUAAAGAAAACAAGAGUACCGAAUGGAUUUUAUUUAUUGGGUUACGAAAGCGGCGUAAUGGUGGCUUUAAAAAUGGCUGAAAUCUUUGAAGACCAAGGAUUAACUGGUACCGUUUACUGUCUCGGCGGCACCCCGAAUGAGAUACAGGAGGUUUUCGAAGAAAACCUUAAAGAUUACAAAACGGACGACGAGCUUCAGGACGCUGUCAUUCGUCACAUGUACACUUUGUUGACAAACGAUGAAGAUACAGAGAAGUUGGACAGUGUACUGUCUAACCAAGUGACAUGGAACGAAAAGGUUACCGCUUGUGUUAAUUUGAUAUCAGGUCAAGUAGUUCAUUCAAAUCAAUACACUGAGGAGCUCAUCAAAGCAGCUUGCGGAAGGAUUUUGCAAGUACGUCGUUGUAAUUACGAGCCUCGACAACUUCGUUCUCAAGUGAUAUUUAUACGUCCUCGAUCGAGCAAGAUUUGUAAGACCUCAAACCUACAACAAUACUCUUUGAAGCCUGUUAUAGAAUACGAAUUACAAGCUCCAUUCGCCUCCGCUACCGAAGAUCUAAGUUGCAGUAACAUUGUCAAUCGCCACCUAGAUCCCGCGAUCUUGGCAGAGUUUGAAAAGAAGAACCUUUGUGAGACAUACAUCCUUAACGCCGACUCAUUCAUGACUUCGGCUUCGGAGAUAGCAACCUAGGCACUAGACUGUUUUAUUUUGCUUCUGGAAUAGGUGUUCCUUUUUUUUUCAAUAAAUAUUGAUUUAAAUUAAA